Messenger RNA from Closterium sp. Yama58-4, 507 nucleotides. The record is from the annotation of a GenBank genome assembly. NCBI's taxonomy places the organism in Eukaryota, Viridiplantae, Streptophyta, Zygnematophyceae, Desmidiales, Closteriaceae.
AUGAGCAGGCGAAUAUCUGGUCGCCACGGGUUCCCACGUGGCGUUGUGAGCUUGUCUGACGUGGCUCUUGAGGGAAGGAGCGGAUCCCUCUCGCCGAAGAAGCUUCCUGCCUGCGGACAAGCAGUACCCUCAUUACUCGCAACGGUAGGCUCUUCCUCAUCUCUCGGCAGCAGCUUCCUGCCACCUGCAAAGCAGUACCUCAUCACUCGCAACGUCCCCUGUCUCAGGCGGGUUGGGGCGAUGGAGGAGGAGGUGCUGCUGGCGACAGGUGGCAGCGAGACAUUGGUCGAUGCUGACGUGGACGGGGAUGGCAACGACCCGUGGGUUGCCACGUCGAAGCUCAGCGGUGCUUCAUGCGCAACCACACAGCAGGAGUCACUCCCCUCCAUCGACGCAGCAGCAACCCCAGCAGCCGGAGGAGGAGGGGAAGGCGGGGGAGCGGGAGCAGGGGGAGAACUGCUGGAGGAGCAGCGGGGAGAGAUGAAGAGGAGGAUGUACCUGACAUAG